This is a messenger RNA of Larimichthys crocea (large yellow croaker), 2954 nucleotides long. It is a transcript of the gene prkg2, whose product is annotated as protein kinase cGMP-dependent 2. Gene Ontology annotation, molecular function: ATP binding; cGMP-dependent protein kinase activity. The record is from RefSeq and is a predicted model, not a curated record. Gene Ontology annotation, biological process: protein phosphorylation. Lineage: Eukaryota; Metazoa; Chordata; Actinopteri; Sciaenidae. The transcript is spliced from 19 exons. Bases 153 to 2501 code for a protein of 782 amino acids.
GAAAGGAGAGCGCGAGAGAGGUAGAGAGGGAGGAGAGGAGGAGAGCAGGCUGUGGAUGGACUGUUUGUCUCCGGAUGCUCGAAUGUGCAGAUACGUAAUUUCUUCCAGUAAAUCGUCUUCAAGGCUCGUUUGAAAACUAACCGGGUGAUAAGAUGGGGAAUGGUUCAAUGAAAUCAAAGCGAUACAAACAGACAGACGGCUCUGCAGCUGCAUCCAACAGCAGAGCUCACAAAGAUAAUGGCGGCGGGUUCAAGAACUCGUCCCUGGAGUCCCUCAGGGCCCGAGUGGAUGAGCUGGAGCGAGAGGGCAAGAGGAGGGAUGAGGAGCUUUGUGCCAAAGAGCAGCAGAUCAAAAGUCUACAGGAGCAGCUGGCCAAACAGACGAGAGCUCUGGCCGAGCUGAGCGAAGAGCUCCAGAACAAGUGCAUCCAGCUCAACAAACUACAAGACGUGAUGAAGAACCAGAGUGGAGCCUCAGCAGCUCUGGCAUCAAGAACCCCCUCCAUCAAAACCAGUGGCAAGAACAGCCCCAACCUCGGUGUUCGCAUCAAGGAAACCCUCAAUAGAAGGAAAGGGGCCAAAGCUGGAGUGUCUGCCGAACCCACAUCCAGGACCUACGACUCCAGCAGCCUGCCAAAGUUCUCCUUCGAGAAAGCCCGGGUACCGAAGGAUGCAAGUGUAAAGAAGCUUCUGACAGACGCCCUGAACAAGAACCAGUACCUGAAGAGGCUGGAGCUGCAGCAGAUCAAAGACAUGGUUGAGUGCAUGUAUGAGCGCACCUACCAGCAGGGAGAGUACGUCAUAAAGCAGGGAGAGCCUGGGAACCAUCUGUUUGUCCUGGCAGAUGGGAAGCUGGAUGUGUUCCAACAUAACAAACUGCUCACGUCGAUAACGGUGUGGACCACAUUUGGGGAAUUAGCCAUUCUGUACAACUGCACACGGACUGCAUCGGUGCGAGCGGUGAACAAAGUGAGGACGUGGGCUUUGGACCGGGAGGUGUUUCAGAACAUCAUGAGAAGGACAGCCGAGACUCGACAUGAACAGUAUCGCAACUUCCUCCGAAGUGUUUCACUCUUGGCUAAUCUACCGGAAGACAAGCUAAGCAAAAUAGUGGACUGCCUCGAGGUGGAAUACUAUGAUAAAGGAGAGUACGUCAUCCGGGAGGGAGAAGAGGGCAGUACCUUCUACAUCAUCGCACAGGGAAAGGUGAAGGUGACCCAGACCACCGAGGCCCACAAGUUGCCGCAGAUCAUCAACACGCUGCAGAAAGGAGACUACUUUGGAGAGAAAGCACUUAUAAGUGAUGAUGUCAGGUCGGCUAAUAUCAUCGCUGAGGAGAACGGGGUGGAGUGCCUUGUCAUCGACAGAGAGACAUUUGAUCAGACAGUGGGCACCUUCAAUGAGCUGCAGAAGUACCUCCAAGGCUACGUGGCAACACUUGAUCGUGACGACAAGAAGAGACAUGCCAGGAAGUCAGUGUCACGCCACCAAAGCCAGCCGCUAUCGCCGGACGUCAUCCAGCUGAAGGAAAUGGUGUCAGUGUUCCCUUCAUCCAGGCCUUUUGACCACCUGCAGAUCAUUGCUACUCUCGGGGUCGGCGGCUUUGGACGAGUAGAACUGGUGAAGGUGCGGGGUGAGGACAUCACUUUUGCACUAAAGGUCAUCAAGAAAAAACAUGUUGUGGACAACAGACAGGAAGAGCACAUCCACUCAGAGAGGAAGAUCCUUGCUGAGGCUCGCUCGCCCUUCGUUGUCAAACUAUAUCGCACGUUUAAGGAUAACAAAUAUGUGUACAUGUUGCUGGAGGCGUGCCUGGGUGGAGAGAUUUGGAGUCUGCUCAGAGACAGGGGGAGUUUUGAUGAGCCCACUGCCAAAUUCUGCGUUGGUUGUGUCACAGAAGCUUUUGAUUACCUCCAUCGCAAGGGCGUCCUCUACAGAGAUCUGAAGCCUGAGAAUCUCAUGCUGGAUACUGAGGGAUACAUCAAACUGGUUGACUUUGGUUUUGCCAAGAAAAUCAGAUGUGGCCAAAAAACAUGGACCUUCUGUGGGACACCAGAGUAUGUGGCCCCUGAGAUCAUCCUCAAUAAAGGCCACAACUUCAGUGUGGACUUCUGGUCUCUGGGCAUCCUGGUGUUUGAGCUCCUUACUGGCAGUCCACCAUUUUCAGGGAGUGACCAGAUGAUGACGUACACUUUCAUCUUGAAAGGAAUUGAGAAAAUGGACUUCCCCAAGAAGAUCACCAAGAGACCCGAGGACCUCAUACGCAAGUUAUGCAGGCGAAAUCCCUCAGAGCGACUGGGCAACCUGAAAAAUGGAAUAACUGAUAUCAAGAAGCACAGGUGGUUUAACGGCUUCAACUGGGAGGGACUAAAGGCGAGGAAUUUACCAUCUCCACUGAAAAGAGAACUUACAGGACCAACAGAUCACAGCUAUUUUGACAGCUACCCUCCAGAUGAGGACAGUCCUCCUGAUGAGCUGUCUGGUUGGGACAUGGACUUCUGAGACCUUCUGCUCCAUCUUUCCAUUAUUUUCCCUCCGCUGCACACCUUAACGACCAGAACAUAAUGGACGACGUGGGUUUUCAGGUUAACUCACAUCACUUCUGGCAACCAUGAUGGAGGUCCUCAGGGUCUAGGCAACAGAAGCUUUACCUGGUUACUUUGUGAGGUUUGUGGUCUCAACAUAUAUGAACAGCUAUGAGAAUUCCUCUUUGAGUUGGACUGUAAGCUUGUUAUGAAACUUUCACUUUCUGUCCUUUUGGUUAAUGUAUCUGACUGGCACUCUAGCAAAUCAAGUGAAAUGUAGUGCUGAUAGUGGUACAGUAGUAGCAGCAUGUUACCAUUAAAGCUAAAAUCUGAAAUACUUAGCUACCGAGGUUCUCCUCAAUCUGGGACAGUGGAUAAACACCUAAACUGAACACAGCUGGCAGUGUUUAUGGUAGGGAGGCCAUGUAGG